Aspergillus japonicus CBS 114.51 is the source of this 1962-nucleotide messenger RNA. RefSeq names its product putative NAD+ kinase Utr1. Lineage: Eukaryota; Fungi; Ascomycota; Eurotiomycetes; Eurotiales; Aspergillaceae. The record is from RefSeq and is a predicted model, not a curated record. Gene Ontology annotation, biological process: NAD+ metabolic process; NADP+ biosynthetic process. Gene Ontology annotation, molecular function: NAD+ kinase activity. The transcript has 2 exons. Bases 1 to 1962 code for a protein of 653 amino acids.
AUGAGUCUCUCCCAUUCAUCUCCUAGAUCUUCAUGCGCCACGAACCCUCCUUCAGAUCCGACUUGCUUGUCCUCCUCACCCUCCGCGGCCCCACCACUAUUAGAACCUCCGGUGCGCCCGCCUGUCCAGCGCUCUGCCACCGUUGGGGCCCUGCUCCUGCGCGAUUAUGCCCUGAACAUCGAUCCCUCCGAGACGACGAGCGAUAUUCAUACCGAUCAUUCGACUUCCGGGCCACCCGAGUGCCGUCGCCAGACUCGUCGUGCGUCGGAGAUAACCCGCGAGGAGUCCGUGGUGCCGUCGCUUCCGUCGCCUUCGUUCCUACAUCUUCGAAAGACCUCCGCCUUCUCCGGCCACCAGCGAAACGCAUUAUCGAGCGAUUCCAUCCCUCGCCAAACCAUCCUUAAAGCGCUCGCCUCCCGACCGUCCAUUUCCGCACAACAGAACCCCAACAUGCCGCUGGCGGCGUCUCUGGGGCUCCUCCCUUCCAACUCCCCGAACCCGAACAACAACUCCUCCGACGAGCCCACGCGCCGCGCCUCGAUCAACUCCUCCCAAAAAUUGUCCGCUGCCCUGUCCAACCUACAACUCGGAGCCUACCUCGACCGGGCGGCCCCGUCGGCGCGAUUGGCCCUGCAAUCGCCCUGUUUCUUCCACCAACGGUUCGACGACGCCGUCAACAUCCAGAAAGUGCUCGAGGAGAUCACCGAUGACGAGUGGCUGUCCCACUCGCGGUUGGUGCAGACCGCGACGGGCGUGCGGGAGGUGUCCAAGCAGCUGCAGCGCCGACCGAUCAAACGCGCCGUCAAGACGGUCAUGAUCGUCACCAAGGCGCGCGACAACAGCCUGGUCCAUCUCACGCGCGAGUUGGCGGAGUGGCUGCUCUCGACGCCGCGGUACGGGAACGAGAUCGGGGUCAACGUCUACGUGGACGCGAAACUGCGCAACUCCAAGCGGUUCGACGCGCAGGGCCUCCUGGAGAAGGACCCGCGGUACCAGGAGAUGCUCCGCUACUGGACGCCCGAUCUGUGCUGGUCGUGCCCGGAGCGAUUCGACCUCGUGUUGACGCUCGGGGGUGACGGCACGGUGCUGUUCACCUCCUGGCUGUUCCAGCGGAUCGUGCCGCCGAUACUCUGUUUCUCCCUGGGUAGUCUGGGGUUCCUGACGAACUUCGAGUUCGAAAACUACAAGGAUCAUUUGAAUGCCGUCAUGGGCGAUGUGGGCAUGCGCGUCAACCUCCGCAUGCGGUUCACAUGCACUGUCUUCCGGAAGGACCGGAGCAAGGGCGCCGAGGCCGGGGCCGUCGAGGAAGGGGAGCAGUUCGAGGUGCUCAACGAGUUGGUGAUCGACCGUGGCCCGUCCCCUUAUGUGUCUAACCUUGAGCUCUACGCGGAUAAUGAUCUCUUGACUGUUGUCCAAGCCGACGGCUGCAUUUUCUCUACUCCCACAGGCUCAACCGCAUACUCCCUCUCAGCCGGAGGCUCCCUCAUCCACCCCUCCAUCCCCGGCAUCCUCCUCACCCCGAUCUGUCCGCACACCCUCUCCUUCCGGCCCAUGGUCCUCUCCGACACCUCGCUCCUCCGCAUCGCCGUGCCCCCGGGUUCCCGCUCGACGGCGUACUGCUCCUUCGACGGCAAAGGCCGCGUGGAGCUCCGCCAAGGCGACUACGUGACUGUCGAGGCGAGCCAAUACCCUUUCCCGACGGUGGUGUCCGGCAGCGGGGAGUGGUUCCAGAGCGUGCAGCGCGCGCUGCGGUGGAACACGCGCGGGGCGGUGCAGAAGAGCUGGUCGGCGGCGGUGAUGGACGGGGCCGACGAGUACGGCGAGGAGGGCGAGGACGAGGAUUGGGACAUCGACACCGACGCGGGGCUGGGCUGGACGGACAGUGGGCUGGGACCCAGUGAGGACGGGGACGCGGGGUCCACCAGUCCGAUGAAGCGGCAGAUGAGCAUGCUGAGCAUGUAG